Pistacia vera is the source of this 558-nucleotide messenger RNA. RefSeq names its product E3 ubiquitin-protein ligase MARCH4-like. The coding region runs from base 1 to 558 and encodes 185 amino acids. NCBI's taxonomy places the organism in Eukaryota, Viridiplantae, Streptophyta, Magnoliopsida, Sapindales, Anacardiaceae. Gene Ontology annotation, molecular function: zinc ion binding. The transcript is spliced from 3 exons. The record is from RefSeq and is a predicted model, not a curated record.
AUGGUUCUCAUCAUCCCGGAUUCACCAUCAUCAGUUGAUAAGCCUUCUACAUCGAUAUCAUUUUCUCUUAAUAAGAAAUCAGAAGUUCAGCAUCAUAUGACACGCUCAUUGUCAGUUCCGGUGAAUACUAAAGUGAGAAGUUUAAGGCGGACUGAAUCUGGUGGAGGUUUAAUCCGUGUAAUUUCUACGACUCCUCGUUCUGCAGCUGCUGAGAAGACAUCAGUGAAUGAUGACUCAGCAACUGAAACCGCUAGUGAAGAUGCAGGUGAAGAUAUUUCUGAAGAAGAAGCAGUUUGCAGAAUUUGUUUUGCUGAGCUUGGGGAAGGAGGUGACAUGUUUAAGAUGGAGUGUAGCUAUAAAGGGGAGCUUGCACUUGCUCACAAAGAUUGUGUAGUGAAGUGGUUCAGCAUCAAGGGAAACAAGACAUGUGAUGUCUGCAAGCAGGAUGUCCAGAACCUACCAGGGACAUUAUUAAAAAUAAAAAAUCCUCAAAAUGUUGUCAGGCCGCCAGCAUCUGUUAUUCAGCAGAGAGAAGUCGCUCGUUGCAGGCAUGUCUGA